AAACCACACACAUAAGCAACUGGUUAUUUCGCUUGAAUUAAAAACCUAAUUUUGGGGAGUUUAGGAGUCACUAAGGAGGGGGGACUGAUGUGUCAUGGGCAGAGCCUAAACCUCAAUGAGGAGGAGCUAAAAGGAUCUUCAGCUAAAAUGAAAGUGAAGGUUUGUCUGAGCGACAGCAGGACUGCAGUCCAGUCGAGUCUCUCCGAUUGUCUCUGCAGGAAAGUUCAACUGAAGCCAACAAAACAGCAGAAUCUCUGCCAAACGCUGUAUGAAGACAUGUCUGCUGCCAGCUGUCUGCUGACUGAAGAUCAGUUUCUGUGCUCCAUCUGUCUGGAUGUCUUCACUCAUCCUGUCACCACACCAUGUGGACACAACUUCUGUAAAACCUGCAUCACUCAGCACUGGAAUAUUAAUGUCCAGUGUCAGUGUCCCAACUGCAAAAAACUUUUCUACACAAGACCUGAGCUGCAGGUCAAUACUUUCAUCUCUGAGAUGGCAGCUCAGUUCAGACAAUCAGCUCAACAGGAAGCCAGCAGCAGCAGCUCACAGCAACAAGUUUCCAAACCAGGAGAAGUUCCCUGUGACGUCUGCACUGGAACCAAACUGAAGGCCCUGAAGUCCUGCCUGGUGUGUCUGGUCUCCUACUGUCAGACUCACCUGCAGCCUCACCUGACAGCUUCAGGCCUGAAAAGACAUCAGCUGAUCGACCCUGUGGAGAACCUGGAAGGCAGGAUGUGCACACAGCACGACAAACUGCUGGAGCUCUUCUGUAAGACUGACCAGAUGUGUGUCUGUAAGUUCUGCUCUGUUUCAGAGCACAAGACACAUGAUGUUGUUCCUCUAAAAGAAGGAUGUGAAGGAAAGAAGGCAGAGCUGAGGAAGACAGAGGCUGAACUUCAGCAGAUGAUCCAGAAGAGACGACUGAAGAUUCAGGAGAUCACACGCUCAGUGGAGCUCACCAAGGAAGGUGCAGACAGAGAGACAGCAGGUGGUGUUCAGGUCUUCACCGCUCUGAAGGAGUCUGUUGAGAGAAGCCAGGCCGAGUUCAUGGACACCAUCAGAGAGAAGCAGAGAAAGACAGAGAAACAGGCUGAAGUCUUCAUCAAAGAGCUGGAACAGGAAAUCUCUGAGCUGAAGAAGAGAAGCUCUGAGGUGGAGCAGCUCUCACAGUCUGAAGACCACCUCCACCUCCUCCAAAGCUUCCUGUCAGUGAACGCUGCUCCACCCACCAAGGACUGGACAGACGUCAGAGUCCAUCCACCUUCAUAUGAGGGGACUGCAGUGAGAGCUGUGAGUCAGCUGGAGGAGACGCUCAGUAAACUGAUGAAGAAUCUGUUUGAGGCUGAGCUGAAGAGGGUCCAGCAGUAUGCAGUGGAUGUGACACUCGAUCCUGAUACAGCACAUCCUCGACUCAUCUUGUCUGAAGAUGGAAAACAAGUUAAAGAUGGUGACGUAAAGAAGAAUCUCCCAAACAACCCAGAGAGAUUUGAUUGUUGUCCUAAUGUCUUAGCAAAGCAGAGUUUCUCUUCAGGAAGGUUUUAUUAUGAGGUUCAGGUUAAAGGGAAGACUGACUGGGAUUUAGGAGUGGCCAGAGAGUCGAUCAACAGGAAGGGAAAUAUCACACUGACUCCUCGGGAUGGUUACUGGGCGAUGUGUUUGAGGAAUAACAGUCAGUAUUAUACUUGUGCUGGCCCUGCAGUCCGUCUCUGUCUGAAGUCUCAGCCUGAGAAGGUGGGGGUGUUUGUGGAUUAUGAGGAGGGUCUGGUCUCCUUUUAUGACGUUGAUGCUGCAGCUCUGAUCUACUCAUUUAAUGGCUGCUUCUUCAAUGACAAACUCUACCCACUCUUCUGUCCAUGUGUUAAUAAAAAAGGUGAAAACUCUGCCCCUCUGAUCAUCUCUCCUGUCAGUCACACUGAGUAGAACAACCAUUUGAUUUUCUACAGAAAGAUUCACAUCAUUUAAUGCGAUAAAUGUGUAUUUAUUGGUGAUGGAUGGUGUGAACAUUGUUGGUCAGUCAGAUUUUGAUCAAAAUAUCUUUUCAUUUUCUUUGACGUAUCACAUCUCUGCUUGCUGCUACAACAUAUCGCUUUUACAGCACUGACUGAUUUUAUGUCGUGCAGUUUAAUGUAUUCUAAUCACUUAAUUUCCUGCCUUCAGGACUGUUAAAUCAACAGAGAACAGUUUACUUAUAAAUAAAAACCAUUUGCAUGUUAAUUGAUUGUCUAUUGUCUGAGUUCUAAAUGUUUUCUUGUCUAAUUGUUGUACAUAUGACAAAUGUUGCACACAGCACAAAUUACUGAAGAGCAGUUUUUGAAAGAGAAACAUGUCAUUUGCUUUUCUGAUUUUCUUUUCAAAUAAGCAAAUGUUAAAUAAAGAUUUUAUUGUGCCUGA
Messenger RNA from Scatophagus argus, 2391 nucleotides. Its product is annotated as E3 ubiquitin-protein ligase TRIM21-like. The transcript is spliced from 2 exons. Gene Ontology annotation, molecular function: zinc ion binding; protein binding. NCBI's taxonomy places the organism in Eukaryota, Metazoa, Chordata, Actinopteri, Scatophagidae. The record is from RefSeq and is a predicted model, not a curated record. The coding region runs from base 88 to 1920 and encodes 610 amino acids.